Neurospora crassa OR74A is the source of this 2154-nucleotide messenger RNA. RefSeq lists its product as hypothetical. The coding region runs from base 1 to 2154 and encodes 717 amino acids. NCBI's taxonomy places the organism in Eukaryota, Fungi, Ascomycota, Sordariomycetes, Sordariales, Sordariaceae. The record is from RefSeq and is a predicted model, not a curated record. The transcript is spliced from 2 exons.
AUGAUGCUCCUAGCCCGGAAAAAAACCUCCACGGAAGCCGGCUGGAUCGUUUUCGCCGUCAUCUUUUCCACCUUCAGCUCCGCGCUCAUCAUAUUCCUCUGCUGGCGAAACACCCGUGGUUCGAGCAAAAAAAGCAGCAGCGCACAACAGCAAAGCGGGAAUUCAGAGUCAAGGACAAUAUCCAGGCGCUCCGUACGCUACUGGUACUAUUACCCAGAGUACUUUAGUGGUUACAAUGGAUCUUCAGAGUCAUCAGAAUAUCAUUAUGCAAAUACCGGGAGGGAAUAUCAUUUGGAACAAACUCCGAAUUACUACAUCUAUCCGCCGACUUAUCCUCCAUGCCCAGAUCCACCGCCGCCCCCGCCGCGACCGCCGAGGACGCCGCCGCAUAUAGCUGUGUACAGAACUAGGCCGGUUAAUGUGAUGAGCUUUUUGGAUCGAACACAAAUGCGGAGGAAGCCACCGCCGGUGACAGAAGUGACUUCUCCAGAACGGACGAGUACACCAAGUCACGAGAGUGGCUCGUCUUCUUCAAGCGAUUCUGGGCCUGAUGAGCCUCUUCCGGAUGGGGAUGGACCUCCACCCAGUGGCCCCUCGGGCAGUCCCUCGGACGGCCCUCAUCCAGAUGGUCCUGCGCCUGGCUCAACUACACCUGCUGCGAAUCCCAUGGGUGUUCGCUCGCCCAAAGAAGACGGUAGCGUGAUCUCAAAACAAGACGUUUCAGAGGCGCAGGCAAACUUCAGCAAGUUAAUGUCAGAAGCAGAAUUACGUUCACAACACCCACACUCAAGCUCGGAAGCGGAAUCUCAGCGUGACAAUUCCGCAAGACGAAUUUCAGGUGUUCGUUACGUGAAGGCUCCAACGAAUGCGUCGUCAAAAGAAAGGCGCCGUUCCAUGGCAGUAUCACCGCAUGGCAGAUCUCCAGCAUCAUCAAACAGCAACUCACCCACCGCAGCCCUCAGAGACACCACCCCCAAACCGAGUUCACAUGCCUCACAUUCGUCAUCAAAGCCCUCCAUACGCUCCCAUACAUCACGCAGGCUGGACCUCAACCCAUUAUCCCCCGGCUCUCGCGCCCCCUCCCACCACUCGCUGCGCUAUGCGGCCUCCAGACACUCAAGCCCGCCCCAGUCUCCUACACGAUCCCAUCACUCCCAGAUUCCAAGCUCCCCGAACCGCCACAGUCGCAGCUACAGCCGUAGCCAUAGCAAUCCUACCUCAAGGCACUCAAGCCCCCCUCAGUCACCUACACCGCCUCAUCAGUCCCCGAUUCCACACUUUUCAGGUCGUCAGAGCUAUGGCCGUCCUACUUCACGACACUCCCCAAGAUCACGCUCCAUCGCAGGGUCAGGGGUAUCUUCGAUGCCCCCAUCGCCGACAGUGACGGAUUUCGCACCUAUCUCUGCAAUUUCCCACCCGCUUCGCUCUCCAGCUCCACCUGGCUUUUCUCGUUCCUCGCUUUCUCCCGCUUACAGGUCGGGUGGGUUUAAGGCGGCGUUGAGUCCACAACCAGAUGAGCAGGAUGAACGGAAAGGGUCGCGCCAAUCAUCAUCGAGAUAUUCGAGACACUCUGGUGAGAAAUCACCUUCAGUAGUGUCUGUGUCGGUUGUGGAGCUGCUAAGUUUAGAGAAGGAGCAAGAUGGUGAUGUUGGCAUGGGGGAGCCAAUGUCUCUUUUGGAUCAUGAGGAGUACGAGGAGAGUGAGAAGUGCGGGGAAAGACAGGGCAGUGAGGAUGUGAUGCUGGAUGAGAAUGAGGUUCAGCGGCGGGGUCGAAGAAGUGUCUCUGCAAAUUCACAACAACAACGAGGUAUGGAUCUUGCUGAACAUGAAGAAGAAUCUGUGGAAAUGGGACAUGACCAUGACAGCCACGGCGACCAGGAUCCAGAAUCAGAACCAGAACCAGAACAAGCACCAGAAGACUACUACACAUCUUACUCACCUGUCGCUCCUGCUUCCAUUACCAACCCUAUACCAUCCUCCCCCAACCUUUCGGGCCACUCAUCGAACCUCUCACCAAAAUCUCCCUAUCAUCCUCGCAAAUACAUACCAAUUCAGGUACCCAAGGAGAACCGACCGCACCAAGCUAGUGUCUGUAGUGUCUCCGACAGCACUGAUUCUGGGAUUGGUGGCAUAGGCGAGGCUAAGAAAGGGUGA